This is a messenger RNA of Penicillium canariense, 2616 nucleotides long. RefSeq names its product putative exo-beta-1,3-glucanase (gene exg2). Lineage: Eukaryota; Fungi; Ascomycota; Eurotiomycetes; Eurotiales; Aspergillaceae. Gene Ontology annotation, molecular function: beta-glucosidase activity. The transcript has 3 exons. The record is from RefSeq and is a predicted model, not a curated record. Gene Ontology annotation, cellular component: cell surface; extracellular region. The coding region runs from base 1 to 2616 and encodes 871 amino acids. Gene Ontology annotation, biological process: glucan catabolic process.
AUGCCGGGCCAAUCUCGCAGUCGGGAUCGCCACAGCGGACGCGAGCGAGAACGAGACCGGACACGCGAGCGGGAGAGGGAGCGCCGGCGGGAACGAGAUCGAGAACGCGAGUACAUCCGGGGUCGCUACGAUGAAGACGACGAAGGCGCGGCGUCGAGUCCCGGCCAAACACGCGGCAAAUACCGAUUCCGCGGCGAGGAGGGCUACGAUUCUUACGAUAAUGGCGACCGCGAUGGGAGUGACGAGGAACGACGACGGCGCGAGCGACGAGAGAGGAGGCGACAGCGCGAGCGUGAGGAAGAACGGGCAUAUAGUGAUGCUGUUGAGGGACGGCGGAGGGAGAGGUCCAAGGCGAAGGAGUCCCCUGCUACGUCACCGAUCAAGAAGCGGGAUCGCGAGCGAGAUCGGGAUGGACAUCGCCGCCGGCGGGAUGUUGAGCAUGAGGGGAGCCCGACUAAGGAUAUGAGGGACAGACGGCAUCGAGUGCGAGGAGAGGAGAGCGAGCGGGAGAGAUCGCGGGAUGUUGAUGCUGAAGCUCGACGGCAGAGACGAAAGGCACGCGAGCGAGAGGAAAAGCGUGAUCGUGAAUGGGAGCGCGAAGCUGCGGCUGUGGCAGCUGUCGCGAGUAAACAUCGCAGCACGGAGUCGACGAACAGUGCAUCCCAUCUGCUGGAUGCGGAUGCAAUGGCGCGGCUGGCGUCCGAACAUGAGCAGGAGAACCCGCGCGGACGAUCAGGGGAUGAAGAGGCGCGGAGAGAGCGUCGACGGCAGAACACAAAGAAGGCUGCACUUGCUGGAGCAGAUCUCGUCGAGGGGAGAUCCCGGCGUCAGUCUGGGGCUCGGGUUGUGUCUGGCGCCUACCUGGAAGAGGGGCGGAGCUCGGAGAUGAAGAUGCGCCGCCGUGGAGGUGGUGGCCCUGCGAUGGACGAGGAAUGGAAGCGAGAAAAAGGUUGGGAUGGGCGUGAUGAGGACGUCCAGCCAAAAUGGAAGUUCUGGGCCUCGUGGUCCAAGAAGAAGCGACUGGUCGUCGGAGGUAUCGUGACUGUGCUGUUGCUGCUGGCCAUCAUCAUCCCAGUCGCUGCGGUGGCCGCGCAGAAGAGGAGUGCCAAUUCAGACUCGUCGAGCAGCUCGUCUGGUUCGGGUUCGCCGUCGAAUUCCAACCUCGAUGGCAUCAGUCAAGACAGCAUUCCGUCUUAUGCCCAAGGGACGGUCCUCGAUCCAUUCACGUGGUACGAGACCGCAGGGUUCAAUGUCACUUUUACCAACGACACCGUGGGUGGUCUCUACAUCAUGGGCCUCAACUCUUCAUGGGACGACUCCGCCAGGCCAAACGAUAAUGUUCCUCCGCUAAACGAGAAGUUCCCGUAUGGCUCUCAACCAAUUCGUGGCGUCAAUAUCGGUGGAUGGCUGUCCCUUGAGCCGUUCAUUGCGCCAUCUCUCUUCGAAGGUUACUCGACUAGCGUCGUCGAUGAAUGGACCUUAACCGAGCAUCUGGGUUCAGCUGCAGCAACCACCAUCGAGAAGCACUAUGCGACCUUCCUGUCCGAGUCGGACUUUGCAGAAAUCCAAGAGGCCGGACUCGACCAUGUGCGCAUCCCAUAUUCCUACUGGGCGGUUACAACAUACGACGGGGACCCCUAUGUCGCUAAGAUCUCUUGGCGCUACCUUCUACGUGCAAUUGAGUAUAGCCGCAAAUAUGGACUGCGAGUGAAGCUGGAUCUUCACGGUCUGCCUGGCAGCCAGAACGGGUGGAAUCAUAGCGGUCACCAAGGGGCAAUUGACUGGAUAGACGGGACAAAUGGGACGCUCAACCGGCAACGAUCGCUGGAGAUCCACAACCAGCUGUCGCAGUUUUUCGCACAGGAUCGAUACAAAAAUGUUGUGACGAUCUACGGUCUCGUCAAUGAGCCGCUCAUGCUCUCUCUUCCGACGGAGCAGGUCCUGAACUGGACCCAAGAGGCAGCGGAACUUGUUCGCAAAAAUGGCGUUGAUGCAACUAUUGUCUUCCAUGACGGGUUUCUCAACCUCGCCAAAUGGGACAGCAUGUUCAAGGACCACCCGGACAACAUGUAUCUGGAUACCCAUCAGUAUACGACCUUCAACACCGGCGAGAUCGCCCUAAACCACACUGCCAAGAUCGAAAUCAUCUGCAGCAGCUGGUACUCCAUGAUCCAGAGUAUCAACAGCACCAGCUCUGGAUGGGGUCCCACAAUCUGCGGCGAAUGGUCGCAAGCCGAUACCGACUGCGCAGAGUAUCUCAAUAACGUGGGCCGUGGCACCCGCUGGGAAGGAUCAUACGACACCAGCUCCUCCACCGCCUACUGUCCCACCGCCGACGCAGGAACAUGCAGCUGUAACAACGCCAACGCUGACGUGGCCGACUACUCGGCCGAGUACAAGAGUUGGCUCCAAACCUACGCCGAGGCCCAAAUGUCCGCCUUUGAGACCGCCCAGGGCUGGUUCUACUGGACGUGGCGCACAGAGUCUGCAGCGCAGUGGAGUUAUCGCACGGCAUGGAAGAAUGGAUUUAUGCCGCAGAAGGCCUAUUCGCCCUCGUUCAAAUGCGGUGAUACCGUGCCGGAUUUCUCUAGCUUGGGCUUGCCCGAGUAUUACUGA